Messenger RNA from Sinocyclocheilus grahami, 2228 nucleotides. RefSeq names its product coiled-coil and C2 domain-containing protein 1B-like. The transcript has 19 exons. The record is from RefSeq and is a predicted model, not a curated record. Bases 1 to 1809 code for a protein of 602 amino acids. NCBI's taxonomy places the organism in Eukaryota, Metazoa, Chordata, Actinopteri, Cypriniformes, Cyprinidae. Gene Ontology annotation, molecular function: DNA-binding transcription repressor activity, RNA polymerase II-specific.
AUGAUCUUGAAAAUAUUUUGUGUGCAUCUAAAUAAAUUUUACUUGAAUUUUUAUGUUCAAGCUCCAUUACCGAUGGAGGAUAUUGAAAAAAUGGCGGAGGCCUGCAUGAAAGACAUUGAUGAUGAUGAAGAUGAUAGUCUCGAGGAUGAUGAAGACCUCUUGGCUGAGCUGCAGGAAGUGGUUGAUGAGGAGGAAACCGAAGAUUCAGGUGCCACAACCCCCGCCUCCCCCAUUAGUGCGGAAACCUCUUCAGCAGAAUUGACGGCAGCCAGCCAUAAGUAUGACAUUCUACAGAGCUGUUUUUGUAAAGGGUACAUUGUGGUUUCCUCUGCUCCUAAAGCACACUCACCAGCCGGACAGCCCACUAAAGACAUUCUGUUGGAGCGACAGAAGGAGUACAGGAUGGCAGCUCUCAAGGCCAAACAAGCAGGAGAUAUUGACCAAGCCAAAAUGCAUAUAAAGGCCAGCAAGGGAUUCGAUGCAGCAGUUGAGGCUUUGGAGAAAGGCCAGCCGGUGGACAUGAGCUCCAUUCCUCCCCCUCUGUCUCAAGCCUCUACAGUUACUCACCCUGCACCUCAAAAAGCCAUUACCUCACCUUCAGCUCCUGCAGACAGCGGUUCUGGUCCAGCUCAGCCCCAGACUGUUCUUGAAGCUCUGGAACAGAGGAUGGCCAAGUACAAAGAGGCCUUCACACAAGCUAAGGCCAGCGGGGAUGAGCGCAAAGCCCGCAUGCAUGACCGCAUUGCUAAACAAUACCAGGCUGCCAUCCGUGCCCAUAAAGCAGACCGACCUAUCAAUUUUGAUGAACUUCCAGCCCCUCCAGCUCAGCAGCAGCUGGAGUUUCUUGAAGGCCGCAAAAAGCAGUACAUGAAAGCAGCGCUGCAGGCAAAGCAAAAGAAUGACCUAGAGCAUGCCAAGACCCUCCUGCGUGCAGCAAAAAGUUUGGACCCCAUGAUAGAAGCCGCCCGCAGUGGCAAGACAGUGGAUGUAAGCAAGGUGCCUUCACCGCCUGGAGAUGAGGAUAAGGACUUCAUCCUAGUCCAUCACAGUGAUGUUCAGAUCUCAGAGAAGGCUGAAGAGGUCUACACUCAACUCACAAAACUACUCAAAGAGCAAUAUGAGAAAUGUGUGACAUACUCCAAGCAGUUCACGCACAUGGGGAAUGUUGCAGAAACAACCAAAUUUGAGAACAUGGCAGAACAAUGUAAGAAGAGCCUGGAGAUUCUUAAGCUGGCACAGAACAGGGGGCUUCAGCCUCCUAAACAUUACUUUGAGGAGAGAACAUAUCGCACUGUCAGGAUUUUCCCAGAGCUCAGUAGCACAGACAUGGUUGUGUUCAUUGUUAGAGGGAUGAACCUUCCUGCUCCUUCUGGUGUUGCAACAAAUGACUUGGAUGCCUAUGUCAAGUUUGAUUUCCCAUACCCCAGUACAGAUCAACCUCAGAAGCAUAAAACAUCAGUCAUCAAAAAUACCAACAACCCAGGAUAUAACCAGAGCUUCAAACUGAACAUCAACCGGAACCACCGUGGCUUCAGGAGAGUUAUACAGUCUAAAGGCCUGAAGCUGGAAGUGCUGCACAAAGGUGGCUUCCUUAGAAGCGACAAGCCGAUAGGAACAGCCCUGCUCAAACUGGAGAAACUGGAAACUGAAAGCGAAGUGAGAGAGAUAGUGGAGCUCAUGGAUGGGCGGAAGGCCACAGGUGGUCGUCUGGAGGUGAGGGUGCGUCUCCGAGAGCCGCUGGGUGGGCAGGACCACCAGACUGUCACAGAACGAUGGCUAGUGUUAGAGGAGCCACAGGUACUGCUGUAACGGAUGCCGUGAUUUCAUCUUCACAAAGUCUUGAGGUCUUAUGAGAGCAGAUGAAGGUAUGGACGGUGAAAGCUCAACAGUGCUGCUAGCCUCGGGUACGAACCACGUGAAGGAGAUCGUGAGGAACUUACUCAACAAGCUCUCUGUGCUUUGAGCCGUUCACAGAGAGACAUAGUCACUGACAGAGGGAGUUAGCUUGGUCUUUAUCAGGGUUAAACAGGUUGGACCAGGAUGUAAGAGUUGGGGUGGUUAGUAAAAAUACAGGAGAUAUUAAUAAGAGGAGCAGGUAAAUGUGCACAGACUUGCGUGACAUUGAAAUGCCUUUUGAAAUAGAUUGCCUCUUGAUUUUAUAAUAACGCUCACCCCAACCGUUACAUUAAAGGGGUCAUAUGAUGCGAUUUCAAGUUUUCCUUUCUCUU